Molecule: messenger RNA, 3277 nt
Organism: Lucilia sericata (common green bottle fly)
Lineage: Eukaryota; Metazoa; Arthropoda; Insecta; Diptera; Calliphoridae
Gene: toy
Product: paired box protein Pax-6
Exons: 8
Coding region: 1434-3107 (557 amino acids)
Biological process (GO): regulation of transcription by RNA polymerase II; anatomical structure development
Molecular function (GO): DNA-binding transcription factor activity, RNA polymerase II-specific; RNA polymerase II cis-regulatory region sequence-specific DNA binding
Source: RefSeq, a predicted model, not a curated record
AACCGUACUCCGGUAUAUGAAGUACUUUUUGGCACGUUUGUUUGGAUAUUUUUUCGCAUGAGAGCUCAUUAACGUUUCGCUUCGCUAAGUGCACUGUACACUCGCAUUCAUUGAAAGUUGUCGAUGAGUUUUUUGUUGUGGAAAAAGUCUACAAAACAACUACACAGCAGAAUAACAAAAAUAAGUAAAAAAGAAGAACAAAAAACAAACAACAAGAAAACCGAAAAAUCAACUGCCGCAAAACCAGAAUUUAGAGUAAUAUUUUAAUUAAAAAAUGUCGUGUCUUCCGUUAUAACGUAAGACUAGCGGUCAGAACACGAGUCAGUUAGUCACACACAUGUGUUUUGUAUGUACCACAACAUCAUCUAUCUAGCUAGCUAGCUAUUUACUGGAUUUUAAACCACCGUCAUCAAGUGUUGGCAAGCAGCCUGCCUGCCUCGGUUUAUGUAGGAGUAAAUACGUAUCUGAUCUCUACUAAUUUGCACCGUAUUCCAGGAGCACUAUAAAGCAACGAACCUUAUAAAUUGUGUGUGUUUUUGCUCAGUUGUUUUUGCUGUUGAUUUUUUAUUUCAUACUCAUACACAGACAGACGAAGAUCGACGUUCGUAUUCGUCGUAUGGCGUGUAUUCUUCUUCUAAUUUGCAUUGUCGCUAAUCGAGCAUAAAGCACAAAUUAAAGCAAUUAAUUAAAAAAAAUCCAUACAAGAUAAACAACAACAAACAGGAUAGUAAUGUAUAUCAACAAAAAAACAACAAAUAUUGUUUGUUAAUCGUUACAGAAUAUAUAAUACAAAAUUUGAGCGUGUACAAAAAUAUAAAUAAAUAACAAAAAUGCAAAUACCAAAAUUACCAAAAGUUAUAAAUAAAAUUUCCAUAUUUUAAAAAGAAAUAAAACCAACAAACCCGCCGUAACUCCAUUAUAAUAAUGUAGUAUGUGAUUGUGAUUUUAAAGUUUGAAGAAUAAAAAUAUCCCUAAUUAUUUAUACAAAAAAAAUAUAAAAACGAAAGUUAAAAUAAAAUAAAUAAAAUAGUAAUACAAAACAAAAAAUAUAUAUUGCAGGUAUUUAAAAAUGUUCUUUUUUACACAUUAAACAUAGAAAAAAUAUUUAAAAAAUCGAUCUUUAAAAAUUUACACAGUACGAAAAACAAUUUAUGUAUUCAGUAAAUAAAUUAAAAUAUAAAAAAUAUAUAUACCAACACAUAUAAACAAUUUACACAUACAUAUACGUAUAUCUGUGUAUACAUGUUUUUUUGGAGAAUCAAUCUCAAAACUAAUUUUAUAAUUAAACCAAAACUAAAGAAAAAGUUUUCACUUAUUGUCGCUUUUAGUCAUUCCACAUGUGUUAAUCUCUAAACCAACAAAGUUCUAUAAUUAAAAAAAUUACAAGAAAAUAGCAAAAGUGAAAUAAUUUGUAAAAUAAAAAAAUCAGUCAAAUGAUGAUGCUAACAACAGAACACAUCAUGCAUGGCCAUGCCUCAUCGGUUAGUCAAAGUGCAUUGUUUGGUUGCUCCACAGCUGGUCAUAGUGGUAUCAAUCAACUGGGCGGUGUGUAUGUCAAUGGCCGACCGCUGCCGGACUCUACACGUCAAAAAAUAGUUGAGCUCGCCCAUUCGGGUGCUCGUCCCUGUGAUAUAUCGCGUAUUCUACAAGUUUCCAAUGGCUGCGUCAGUAAAAUUUUAGGCAGAUAUUAUGAAACUGGGUCAAUUAAGCCACGUGCCAUUGGUGGUUCAAAACCUCGAGUUGCCACCACACCAGUUGUACAAAAAAUAGCAGACUACAAACGUGAAUGUCCCAGCAUUUUUGCGUGGGAAAUACGAGAUCGAUUGCUUUCGGAACAAGUAUGCAAUAGUGAUAAUAUUCCCAGUGUGUCAUCUAUCAACCGCGUUUUAAGAAAUUUGGCAUCACAAAAAGAACAACAAGCUCAACAGCAAAGUGAAUCAGUAUAUGAAAAGCUACGAAUGUUCAAUGGACAAUCUGGUGGUUGGGCGUGGUAUCCAGGUAACACGACAACUGCUCAUUUAGCCCUACCUCCAACACCUGCCGGCGCAACCUUAACAAGUCAAAUAACGCGCGAAGAACUACUUAAGCGAGAUGUAUUUUCGGGAGAUCUAUCCCAUGCUAAUUCGCAUGAAAGUACCUCAGAUGGAAACUCCGAUCAUAAUUCUUCCGGCGACGAAGACUCUCAAAUGCGUUUGCGUUUAAAACGUAAAUUACAGCGUAAUCGGACAUCAUUUACCAACGAACAAAUCGAUAGUUUGGAGAAAGAAUUCGAGAGGACCCAUUAUCCUGACGUGUUUGCUAGAGAAAGGCUGGCAGAAAAAAUAGGUUUACCAGAGGCACGUAUUCAGGUGUGGUUUUCAAAUAGACGUGCCAAAUGGCGUAGAGAAGAAAAGUUGAGAACUCAGCGACGUUCGGCCGACAACAUCGGUCAUAGUGGUAGAACAAGUGCCACAAACCCAACAGGUACCAACUCUGUUAUAAGCAGCGUUAAUAAUGCAACAUCUUUAGUCGAAAGCAAUACAUCUAGUCAUACACCCAAUUCAAAUAGUAGUAACACGACAAACGAUUCAGCACCAACAACGGCAGCGUCAUCAAGUGUACCUACAAAUAGUACAAACGGAGCACCUAAUAUACCGGAAAACAGUGGCGGUAACGCUGGCGUUGGCCAUGUUAAUUCUGUUAGUCCGCCUUUACAAACAGUCACAUCCAGGUUAUCAUUGAACUCUGGCUUUAAUUCAAUGUAUUCACCGAUUUCCCAGCCAAUUGCAACAAUGGCAGAAACUUACAACUCCAUGACAUCAUCGCUAAGUUCAAUGCCAUCGCCAUGUUUACAACAACGUGAAAGUUACACGUAUAUGUUUCAUGAUCCGCUUUCUCUUAGCUCACCAUACGCUGCUCAUACGCGAAACUCAUGUAACCCAUCAACGGCCCAUCAGCAGACUCCCCAGCAUAGUGUUUAUGGUAGCAGUUCAAGUGCUGGAGCAAAUAAUUCAGAUAACCAUACAUUUGCAGGCGUUAUUUCCGCUGGAGUGUCUGUACCAGUACAAAUAGCAACACAAAGUAGCAGUGAUUUGGCGGGAGCGAAUUAUUGGCCGCGUCUUCAGUGAUCUACGUUCUUUGACUUGACACCACAAUUGCUCACAAAGGCUGCUGGUGUGUCUCACAGCAACAGCCCUAUCACAGCAACACCGUCGAUUGUUGUCCCUUCAUCCUGCAGUGCAAACCUUGAUAUAAGUAGUACGAGUGCUUCGGCAGCAGCAUCAGUAGCUGUUGCUGC